AUGACCCAUUGUCUAGUUGCUGAAAUAUUGUCUCGCUUAUGCCAAAGAAUUUCGAAUUAUAAUGAAUAUGAGCUCCGAGAGGCUUCGGCAUAUGAUGCCAUGUUGCAGGCAGCAAAGCUUGGAGUUAUUGAGUUCAUAAAUGCAAUGGUAAAGGCUAAACCUCACCUCUUAUGGGGUGCCACUGAUAAAAAUAAAAGGGGUGUAUUUUCACAUGCAAUUCUGAAUCGUAGAAAAGAGGUCUUAGAACUCAUAGAGGAUCUACAGGGACCAAAGGAUAUGAUUAAAUGUAGUGAAGACGAAUUUGGGAAUACCCUUUUGCACCUGGCAGGAUAUACAGGGCCUUCUUCUGAUUUUCAUAGCAAAUCCGGUUCGUUUGUGCAAAUGCAAAGAGAGAUUCAAUGGUUCAAGAAGGUGAAGAGAAUUGUACAUCCCAAGUGUAUGGAAACCAAAAAUAAAGAUGAUAAGAAGCCUCGAGAGAUAUUUACUGAAAAUCACAAUGAGAUGGUGAAAGAGGGUGAAAGAUGGGCAAAAGACACAGCAAGUUCUUUUACUCUCGUGGGUACUCUCAUCACUACCAUCAUGUUUGCAGCAGCUUUCACUGUUCCAGGUGGGAACGAUCAAAACACUGGAAUUCCCAUGUUUGUGGGUGAGUCGAUAUUUACUUUGUUUAUCAUAGCAGAUGCAAUAUCCCUAUUCACUUCUGCCACUUCAGUCCUUAUUUUCAUUGGGAUUCUCACUUCACGUUAUGCUGAGAAAGAUUUCUACAAGACCUUGCCAUUGAAGUUACUUUGUGCUCUUGUCUUCCUUUUCUUCUCUGUGGUGUUCAUGAUGAUUACCUUUUGUGCUGCACUUGGUAUGAUGCUAAAGGGUUAUCGACGAGUCAUAAUAGCAGCCAUGUCACUUGCGAGUAUUCCAGUUAUUGUUCUUGUACCAGCACAGCUACGCCUUAUCUUUGAGAUUUCCAAAUCUACAAUAAGAUCAGGUUAA
Abrus precatorius (Indian licorice) is the source of this 987-nucleotide messenger RNA. RefSeq names its product ankyrin repeat-containing protein NPR4-like. Bases 1 to 987 code for a protein of 328 amino acids. The record is from RefSeq and is a predicted model, not a curated record. The transcript has 2 exons. Lineage: Eukaryota; Viridiplantae; Streptophyta; Magnoliopsida; Fabales; Fabaceae.